Messenger RNA from Helicoverpa zea (corn earworm), 2038 nucleotides. RefSeq lists its product as uncharacterized. Lineage: Eukaryota; Metazoa; Arthropoda; Insecta; Lepidoptera; Noctuidae. The transcript is spliced from 8 exons. The record is from RefSeq and is a predicted model, not a curated record. The coding region runs from base 185 to 1864 and encodes 559 amino acids. Gene Ontology annotation, cellular component: membrane.
UCACUAACUAUGUGCACGAUCGGUCAUAUUUAACGCGGGGAAUACUGAGCUGAUUAUAUUAAGGUUAUCUUCGCAAUCUAGUGAAGGAUCAAUACAGUCACGCGCUGAACAAAGAACAUUUGGAAAUGCUGUUUGAGUGUUCUGAGUUGUUCGUUAGUGUUGUGUGCGUGGUGGCUGGUGCGCCAUGCUGUGUGUAAAGUGUGUGCGCGUGGAGUGUCGGUGGCGCUCGUGUCUGCUGGAGCACGCCUCGCCGUGCAACUUCUACGUGAGCUGCUGGCAAAGCAACCGGUCGGCCGCGCCGCUGCUGCUCCUCCGAGGCUUCCUCUUCCUGUUCUCGACGUGCGUGCUGCUCACGUCUAUCGCUGUGCCCUUGACAUUGAACAUACGUUUCGGCUACUGGUUCAUAUACCUAACGCAUUGGGGUUUCCUACUAAUCGUUCUCACCACCGGAUUCUCUACUGCUGUAUCAGCAUACGCUUACUUUAAGAAGCCCAUUGAUGCAACAUUCGGUCUGCCAUGGUACGUGAAGACCUACUGGAUCCUGUACAACAUCACCAUCCCCGUCGCCUUCCUCAUCACGGUGUUCUACUGGGGAAUCCUGAAGACUUCGGCUGAAACAGUGAACUUCGCUCCGAACCCGGUGCUGGACAUCAUGCUGCACGGCGUCAACUCGGCGGUGAUGCUGGUGGAGCUGAUCUUCUCAGCCCACCCCAGCCGGCUGAUGCAUGUCAUGCAGCCGCUGUACUUCGCCGGGGCCUAUAUGCUCUUCAGCGUCAUCUAUUACUUCGCUGGCGGAUUGGACCCAUGGGGUAACCCGUUCAUCUACCCCGUGGUGGACUGGUCGAAGCCUGAGCAGACGAUGGUGGUGAUCACGUUGACAGCUCUAUUCCUCGCCCUGAUGCAUCUACUCACAGUUGGCAUCGCUGCAGCACGAGACGCGAUCGCCAAGAGACGGCUGGCUGUACCUGCGGGCGUCUACAACGAUGCAUACGCACCCCACGCGCACUCGAUAAACCUACUCUCGAUAAAAAUAAUAUUUAAGAAAAGAAGUGUGUCAAAAAUGGGUGGAACAGUGAAAAAGUAUUUGAAAAAGGAAUUCCAAUUUCAAAAGUUUUCGUUGGACUUUGAGGAUUUAUCAGACUUUUAUUUGAGUUGUUGGCAAAGGGGUCAGUCCAUUUGGCCCUUGUUGGUGAUCAGAACAAUAAUAUUCAUAGGUUUUGCUGGAAGUACGGUAGCCGCCUUCGUGAUCUUGGUUCAGGAUGGAGUAAGCGCUGGUUACGGGUUUAUUUUCAUGACCCGUUGGGGCUUGUACGUAAACACCAUCACUUCAUUGUUAGCAUGUUGUAUCUCUCUUACGGAACUCUUUAGAGGGCCAGAUACAACCCCGACAGUGCUGGUGAAGAUGUACUGGUGCUGCUAUAACAUCUCAAUUUCUAUGGCGUUCUUCAUCACGAUAUUCUACUACUCCUUCCUCACAGAAGUUGCUGCAGAUGGCGGCUUUGAACUGAAUCCAGUUGUGGACCUGUUUCUCCACGGCAUCAACUCGGUGCUGAUGUUCUGCAUGCUGAUCACGUCACGCCAUCCCCAUAAGCUGAUGCACUUCUACAUUCCUAUCUUGUUCGCUCUAACUUACGUCAUCUUCAGUGUCAUAUACUAUUUCGCUGGUGGGAUGAGCCCUCUUGGCACGCAUUGGAUAUAUCCGCAGCUGGAUUGGGAGAAGCCCGGUGAGGCCAUGAUCCUGGUCGUGGUGGUGGCCUUCUUUCUCAUUGUACUGCAUAUGGUCGUCGCUGGCAUGACCCUCUGCAGGGAUGCCAUCACUAAGCGGUGCAGAGAUAACACAGUACUAUUGAUAUCCAGCAGAUAAAGGAAUUCCCUAAAAUUAUUUAAGAUCUUAAUAAAAAUGAAGAACGCUAUUGUUUGCCAAGCCUUAUGGAGGAAAAUAUGGUGUCCGGAGUGUACACUUAACGAAGGAAUAUUUUGUUUUAUUUGUUAAAAAUUACCUAAAUAAAUGACAAUGAUGAACACAAAAUACUCGCUA